Messenger RNA from Pararge aegeria (speckled wood butterfly), 4675 nucleotides. Its product is annotated as reticulon-4-interacting protein 1, mitochondrial-like. NCBI's taxonomy places the organism in Eukaryota, Metazoa, Arthropoda, Insecta, Lepidoptera, Nymphalidae. Gene Ontology annotation, cellular component: mitochondrion. Gene Ontology annotation, molecular function: oxidoreductase activity. The coding region runs from base 286 to 1752 and encodes 488 amino acids. The transcript is spliced from 12 exons. The record is from RefSeq and is a predicted model, not a curated record.
AAAAAGGGGUUAUGUUUGACUAAGAUAAAUUUAAGUUGCAAAUAAUUUAAAAUUUCCUUAUGAUUCUGUGAUAAAUGCCAUGCAAAUUUAGCCACUGUUUAACUGAAAACCAUAGUUAUAAUGUUAAGUGUAUUCUAACGUGGAUGUAGUAGCAAUGACGUUCUAUUUUAAGACUAAACUAUUUGCGAUGGAUUGUGGCCAAAGGUUAAAUUUUGAUUGAGUUUAGGUAUGAAUUAGUAACAGUACAUUUGGUUUAGGCCGAACCUGCCCUUCUUGUGUCUUGUAAUGGAUGAAUUAAAGCUAAGAGCAGGAGAAAAAAUAGAGGCAUUCCAAGAAGCAGCCAUUGUCGCAGCCAACAGUAGCAAAAGUAGAUUUUAUAAUAUACUUGAACAAACUGGUGAUGCCAUUGGAAGGCUCCGCCAGGCCUUCCAAGAGUUGUGGAACAAUGACUUGGUGACAGAGGGCAGGGCUCGAGCUGCGGCAUGGGCGCGGGAAGCGACGCGGCGCAUUCAAGAGGGGGCUCCGCCUCUCUCACCUAUGUUAUUAUACGAGGAACUCGUCACGCUCCUAAAAGACCAUGUGUGGAGACGCAGCAUGAUCAUUUUCCUGUGCGGCGUGGCGUUCGGCGGCAGUGCCGGUCUGGUGAUAGGGUUCCGAGUUGGCACCAGGGCGCCGAGUGGGCCGCACGCUCGCGCUUUGCACACACAGAUAGACCAGACCGUCAUACUUGUUGAAGAUGCUGUAUCCCCUGGAGCGGGUAUAGGCGAGGUUCUUAUCCGAGUGCAAGCAUUCAGCGUGUCGAGUGCAGAUCGAGGGGUGCUACGCGGACGAGCGUCUGCCCUACGCUCUCUGGUAACCAAUUCACCAGUUACAGUGGGUAGAGGAUUUGCUGGAGUGGUUUUAGACGUAGGCCCCGGUGUGAGUGAUCUGGAAAUGGGGGAUGAGGUCUGGGGUUGCGUGAGUGAAUGGAGUGGGGGUGCGGCGAAUGAGCUACUUGCGAUUAGAAGUACGCGAGUGAGUAAGCGGCCGCGCCAUCUAGCGGCAGACACUGCCGCAUCGCUCCCUUGGGCGGGGACACUAGCAUUAGCUGCCAUACAAAAAAUACGAUACAAUUUAAAUAACUGCAAAGGAAAACGUGUGUGCGUGAUCGGUGCGGGUAGCGGGGAGGGCUGCGCACUGGUACAGUUGCUGAGCUAUUGGGGUGGCAGGAUCACGGUCGCGGCGCCGAAGAAAGUACACCAUUCACUCAAAAACUUGGGUGCCCACGAAUUUAUCGACACGGAAGGAAACAACGAACUUGUGGCGCCAUCUUGGCUCAUUCUGGAACAGUAUGCAAGUCGCGCCGGUCCAUGGGACUGCGCGCUCUGUUGCUCCGGUGCGGGUUCUCCACCGUUCCCUCUGCCGGGACCUAACACGCUUCUCAAAGCUACAGCACCUCGAAAAGCAAUGGUGGAGUUGCGACCACAGACCCUCGUCACAGACCGCCUUCCAACGCCCUUCUGGAUCCUAUUCACUGCUUCCUUCUACACGAUAAGGAUUUGUAGGUGGCUGCUAGGAUGUGGUACUCACACAGACUGGCUGGAAGACAGAAAUCAUCUCCAUCCAGGUCUGGAAACUCUACGACAGUUGGUGGAAUCUGGUCAACUGUCGCCAGUGCUAGACAAAGUCUUCCUCCCACAAGACUUCGAGUCGGCACUCGCGCACGCAUGCAGCGACGAGGCUAUCGGCACCACAGUCAUCAGAUUCCCUUAACAAAUGUAUAGAAUUUUUUUUUAAACAUUAUAGAUAGUGGAGAAAUCGAAAUCGCUCAAAACUUGAAUGGUAUGAGAAAUAACAAACUAACAGCACACUAAUCGUCAUAACAGUUACGCAUUGUUAUGUCAAAAGCACCUUUCAAAUAUCAAAAGUUUUUGUAAAUGAGGCCCAAAAUGAUUUUAUUUCUAUAUGAAUACCGAAUAUUUUGGAAAAAAAUGUGAGCAUCGUACCGCCAUAAUUAUCUGAGUGUCCCGGAGCCUGAGUCCGCUAUUGCAAUUCUGUCACAGUAAAAACAAUAGAAAAAGCACUUUUUUUUUCUAUCAUUUAUUAUUUUUCUUUUUUUUUUUAAUUUAUUAACAAUGUUUAAAAAUAAAUUAAAAAACACUAUUAAAAAUUUAUAAAAAAAAACUUCCACCCUCUGCUUGCGGGACUUUUGAUUGCCCAAGCAACCGGUGGUCAGGGCUCCAGAGUGAGGAACCACCUCACAAUACGCGCUGUUUCAAGGACUACUGCCUUCUGUAUCCGACCCUUGAUCCAACAACCCAGCGAAAGCUUCUUAAGAUGUUGGUCGAAGCUGGGAAAAGCACAUUUAUUAUUAAUAAAAUAUUAUAUGCAACAAAUAGUCAAUGAAGUUUCUUCUUAAAUAAUUUACUGUGAAAAACAAGCGAAAUUAAACAUAACUGAUACCUACCAAGAUACAGACUUACAGGUAGUGUGGGUAGCAACUGAAAUCCGGAUUGAGCUGGAUUUGUUGUCAAACAGUUUAAUAUUAAUAAACGUUUUGUUUUUAUAGCCACAUAAUUAUUGUAAUUGCAGACUUAGGCCCAGGGUCAUAUAUGUUUAAUCAGUCUGUCUUGCUCGCACUUAUUAUAGCCCGUGUAUUGUAAGAGCGAGAGAUUUACUGACGUUCAUGAUAGACGACGGGUGCAAUUUAAAUUUAUUUUCAAUGUUAUUCUUUUUGUGAAUAAUAUAUUUCGAUAAAACUAACUAUGUGGCUUAUCCUGCCGUACGAAGAGACCAAGGUUUCUAUUCUAUUAUUACAGCGCUAAAUCUAGUCCGAUUCAGCAAGGAACAUUUUACAAUAGUAAAAUGAUGCCAAUUCUGUUCUAAAAAAUCUCUAAACUUAACUAAAUUGACAGGUCUAGAAAAAAAAUUGUCCUCUUCUUAUUGUUUCCGGGGGCAAAGGAUAUAAAUUACUAAUUUUACCUUUAUUUAUUAUAAAUCGGACAAUUUAGUUUAGCUGAGAUUUGUGUACAACAAAAUAUACACUAUUUAGUGCUGUAAUUUUAGUUUAGAGUUUGUACAAUAGAAUAAUUUAAUUCAACUUAAGAGAUUUUACACUGUUCUGUAUUCUACUGUAAAAGUCAGAUAUUAGUAGAAAUUACCGAAUAAUACGUUAAUUUCCAAUUUCCGGUUGUAAAAAUCCAAUGGAGGGAAAAUUGGCGGUGCCAUCUUCAUCUCUAAAGUCAAUUAAAACUUAUGUAACAAUGUCACCCUCAGUAGUAGUUGGUUUUUUUUUCAAUAACAAUAGCAAUAAUUAAAACAGAUUAUUUAUGAAAGAUUUUUUUGAUAAAGCCUACUUUAACGGAUUGCCAUUGUUUAACUGCUACUAAUGCCAAAAUACUUAAUUAUAAGCAAGUCCGGUAAAACAAGAUUUCGUCUUCUUUUCCCAAGCCAGAUCAAGUCUUAUCGACUUUUAUCUCAGUAUAUAUACCUACAAGUCUAAUGUUAGCUAGUUUUUUUGUUCUGUUAUUUUUAGUUCAGUGUCAUAUUCUUGGUCAUCAUGAUUUCAUCACUAUGAUUAUAAAAACCAUUUUCUAGGAAUUUUAUUUUUUUUAUACAGUAAACAAAGACAGGUGUACAAUACAAAGAUAAGAAAGACAAUCAAAAGGCAAACAUUUUAGAUUUAAUUUAAGUUAGUUUCUAGUUAUUUAAACCCAAAUAAACUCUACAUAAGUGUAACUUUAUGCCUUGUAACAGAACAAUAAAAUAAGCAUAAAUUAUAACAAGGUUCCUGUACGAAAUAUACUUAAUAUUUAUACAAAUACUGUAGGUAAAUACAUUGUCAGUUUCGUCGUCAUUUAUAAAAAUACAGAAAUAAUUAAUAAUUAUAGAAGGAAAUGAAACUUAUAAACAAUAAUUGAAGACUGUACAAAAACUUAUUGUUCUAAAAAUUAGUUUUGUAAAUAAAGAUGUUUGAACCUGAAUAGGUGCUAUUUAACAGUAAAACAUUAUUUUUGCUCAGCUAACUGCAUUAAACUUUUCAUAUUUAGUAAUAAGUAAAAACCUAAAGUCACAAAACUAUAAAAAGAUAUUCUCCACUAACGUCAUUGUACUAAAAACAUUCGGACAAUUUAUGCUUAAGACCGAACUUGAAUACAGGACCACGGUAAACGUGUAGGCCCAUUUUUACUCCGUUUUAGUAAAAAUUACCUUAAGGUAUUGGUGUAUAUUUUAUAUAUAUUUUUAAGUGUAUGUUGCAACCUACAAACAGAAGCUUUAAUAGAUAUAUAAAACUUAUUAACACAAAUUGUACUGAUCGUGAAUAAUAAUAUAUUCACUUAACUGCGUCCAAUUUUAUUUAUUAUCUAACUAUGUACCUACUCUUUAAAUAAACAAACGAAAGCGACACUUGAAACUUAGGAUAAAAACAUUCUUAUCGAUAAAUUUUCAAGUUGGCCUUUUAUGUAUCGUUAAAGAUUUUUAUAUAAUGAUAUUCUACUGGGAUUAAUGCAAUUAAUUGAGCAAAACAUUUUUUUUUAUGUAUACCAUAUAUUUAGUAAUAAACAAAGUUUUGAUAAAUUUUUAAUAUUACGUGCUUUAACGUCUUGGUUUUAAGAAUAUUCCUAUGCCCCCUAAUAAAAAACUUAAGCCAUCCAUAAACUACAUACUGAAAUAUAUGUAAAUAAAAAUUUUCCAA